UGUCACAACAACAGCAUGGCCGCCUUCUGCAGGGGCAGACACCGGUGGAAGGGGAUAAAUUAUGUACAUGUUUUGAAGAGAAACUUGACAGGGAGGUAUGACUAUGACCUGGUGGUUAUCGGUGGAGGUUCAGGAGGCCUUGCAUGUUCCAAAGAAGCGGCGCAGCUGGGACAAAAAGUUGCUGUCUUAGAUUAUGUGGAGCCGUCUGCUAAAGGUACCAAGUGGGGACUGGGAGGUACGUGUGUAAAUGUUGGCUGCAUUCCCAAGAAGCUUAUGCAUCAGGCUGCUCUACUUGGCACAGCAGUGAAAGAUGCUAAGAAGUACGGCUGGCAGAUCUCAGAGCCAAUCUGCCAUGACUGGGCCACCAUGGCUGAGGCUGUUCAGAACCAUGUCAGGUCUCUAAACUGGGGUCACAGAGUUCAGCUCCAAGACAAGAAGGUGAAAUAUCUGAACAUGAAAGGCAGCCUGGUGGACGAGCACACAGUUAAAGGACUCACUAAAGCAGGGAAAGAGACCAUCCUGACUGCUAAGAACAUUGUGAUCGCCACAGGUGGACGACCCAAAUACCCCACAAAUAUUCCAGGAGCCAUCGAGCACGGCCUCACCAGUGACGACAUCUUCUGGCUGAAGAAGUCGCCUGGAAAAACACUUGUGGUUGGAGCCAGCUAUGUGGCUCUGGAGUGUGCAGGUUUCCUCACAGGCAUCGGCUUGGACACCACAGUGAUGGUUCGCAGCAUCGCCCUCCGGGGGUUUGACCAGCAAAUGGCAGGCCUGGUGACAGACUACAUGGAGGCUUAUGGGACCAACUUUGCAUGGAAGUGCGUCCCAAAGAGAGUGGACAAACUGUCCUCAGGGGCCCUGCAGGUGACCUGGACGGACGCCAGCACAGGCGGCGAACAAAAAGACACCUUUGACUCAGUGUUAUGGGCUGUUGGCAGAGCCCCUGAAACCAAAGCCUUGGGUCUGGACAAGCUUGGCGUGCAACUCAACAAGGAGACGGGGAAAAUAAUUGUGGGCGCCAACGAAUCCACCUCAGUGCCAAAUAUUUAUGCUUUUGGUGACAUCGGAGAGGGCCGUCCUGAAUUGACCCCAACAGCCAUUAAAGCUGGGAAGCUUCUCGCCCGCAGACUGGCCGGACAAAGCUCUGAGCUCAUGAACUACGACAACGUUGCCACCACAGUGUUCACUCCCCUCGAGUAUGGCUGUGUGGGUCUGUCUGAGGAGGAGGCCGAGAGAAGGCAUGGAAAAGAUGGCAUAGAGGUCUACCAUGCCUUCUACAAGCCUCUGGAAUUCACUGUAGCUGACCGUGAUGCCAGCCAGUGUUACUUAAAGGUGGUGUGUGAGCGAGCGGGAGACCAGAAGAUCCUCGGUCUGCAUUUCACAGGUCCGAAUGCUGGAGAAGUCACGCAGGGCUUUGCUAUGGGCUUCCAGUGUGGAGCAACAUAUUCCCACUUGUCUCAGACAGUAGGUAUUCACCCGACCUGUGCUGAGGAGCUGACCAAGGUCAACAUCACAAAGCGCUCUGGGUUAGACGCCACGGUAACCGGCUGCUGAGGUUAAGCACCUCGGUCUCUGAACACGAGUAAGCACACAGGGUCCUUCGGUGGUAGUAGAAAGAAAUUAACCUGGGUCUGAUCCGGUCUCUCUUUUUUCCUCUCCGUCUUUUUGGCCCCAUAUUUGACCUCAGUUCCAUACUGCUCUCUGGGAGUUUGCUGCACCUCUUGUGUAACAGGGUUUCUUUACAGUCCAGUCAUACCGGUCAUUUGAUAACCACAGCUAUGAUUAUACCAUAUACAAGCAUGUUGUGAGUGUAUGCUCCAAAAGUGCAGGCUAUAGAUCAGGUCAGUGAGAGCGCUGACCGCAGAGCGAGCGUCUUUUAAAUAAACACGCUCAUCAAUCAGGAUUAAGGUCUGUGCUCGGGGUUUUGUUGAAAUCGUACGAGAACCAUGGUCCAAACCCAAACGUUUUUCUGAAUAUAUAUUCUACAAAUAUUGUUGUUUCUCUGGCUGUACUUCCUGUCCAUUAGUCUUGGAGGUGACACAUACCAUACACUCCACCCCCCAUGACACUGAUGGAUAGCCCUAGGACCGUGGCCGCGGUGACACCGCCCCAUUUCCCAUGGACACACACAAACAGUCGGUGGGCUGCCUGUCAGUCAGACAGCUAAGACCUGUCCAGGGAGCCCCGACUUGUUGAGCACCCAUCAGACCCGUCCUAAUCCUCCCAUGCCCUUCUUUAUUCUGAUGCAUGAAAAACACAGUGGGGCUAUAAACAUACUUCAGAAACUAUCUGGAUGCUAAAGCCAGGGCCGGAUGUUGUAAUCAAAAAUCAUUUCCUAAUUCCUUUUAGCUUAACGGCAUUUCUUGAUAUAUAUGGAAUUUUUUAUUUUCUGCAGAAAAAAACAAACAGUUGUCACAAUACCAGAGUUAUAAACUCCAGUAUGAUUCUAGUAAAAAUCAAACCAUAUGAGACCUAUUGAAUACCCCAGAAACAAAAAUAGUGUUGUUGAACAUCCUAUUAAAGGCAAUUUUUCAUUUUAGAUUAUAAAAAUGGCAGACCUUUGGUGGGUCCAAACACAUUAUGUGACAGGAAAAAAACUAUUGGCAAAGAAAUCUAAGAUGUUCAGAAGCCUUAAGCGGACAUGGAUUCAUAAAUGUUAUUGUAUUUGAUUUUUACAUGAUAAGGAGAACAUUUUGGCUGUUUCCUCAUGAUAUUUGGCUAAAUUGCCUCCUUUUUGUGGGAAUACACUGUUUUUCUAUGGUGACGAGACAAGUCCCUUAGGAAUUGACAAAAUGCUAAAAAAUACAAGUCCUCACAGUCAGUUCGCACUUCGAAUUUGGCUUUCACACUUCAGUUUUGCAUUGAUUUAAGUUUUUUGUGCACAUGUCCAACUGAUAAGAAAGAGCAAUCAAGUUCAGAUUCACUGCAUUCAUUUUUGACCAGUCAGCACCUUUGUACCACGUGACUACGUGUCUUGCUAGGAUUUAUUAUUCCUGCACUAUCCAUCAUGGACAACAAGGUAAUAUCAGUUCAGUCAGGAACACUCUUGUCAUACAUUUAACCAUUUCAUUGCAAAAUGGAUCCACAGUUUUACUUGGUGGAGAAGGCUCUGCUCAAAAGGAGCUCCCUGGGUUAGUCCAGCAGCAUGCUUUAACUUUCCAGGCACCACAUAGCUAGAAACCCCCACAUGGAAUUAUACAUACACAAUAAAUAAUAAACAUUUUUUUAUGAAAAUGUGUAUUUAAUACAGUAAAAUAAUUUCAAAAGCAUGAACACAGUAGUAUGAAUCUCAA
Cheilinus undulatus (humphead wrasse) is the source of this 3293-nucleotide messenger RNA. RefSeq names its product thioredoxin reductase 2, tandem duplicate 2 (gene txnrd2.2). Bases 16 to 1554 code for a protein of 512 amino acids. The transcript has 17 exons. Gene Ontology annotation, cellular component: cytosol; mitochondrion. NCBI's taxonomy places the organism in Eukaryota, Metazoa, Chordata, Actinopteri, Labriformes, Labridae. Gene Ontology annotation, molecular function: flavin adenine dinucleotide binding; thioredoxin-disulfide reductase (NADPH) activity; glutathione-disulfide reductase (NADPH) activity. The record is from RefSeq and is a predicted model, not a curated record. Gene Ontology annotation, biological process: cell redox homeostasis; cellular response to oxidative stress; glutathione metabolic process.